Bufo gargarizans (Asiatic toad) is the source of this 10258-nucleotide messenger RNA. Its product is annotated as centromere-associated protein E-like. Gene Ontology annotation, biological process: mitotic cell cycle; microtubule-based movement. The transcript has 58 exons. Gene Ontology annotation, molecular function: microtubule binding; plus-end-directed microtubule motor activity; ATP binding. Gene Ontology annotation, cellular component: microtubule. Lineage: Eukaryota; Metazoa; Chordata; Amphibia; Anura; Bufonidae. The record is from RefSeq and is a predicted model, not a curated record. Bases 37 to 10005 code for a protein of 3322 amino acids.
GCUUAUAGGGCAGGGAGGAGAGGGGCUCGGAGCAACAUGUCGGAGGAGGACGCAGUCAAAGUGUGUUUGCGGGUCCGGCCGCUCAUCCACAGAGAACAAGGAGAACAAGUGAAUCUGGUAUGGAAAACUGACAACAACAGCAUAUCUCAAGUGGAUGGGACAAGGUCUUUCAGUUUUGAUCGUGUCUUCCAUUCCCACGAAACAACAUGCCAGGUUUACCAGGAAGUAGCCGUUCCUAUAAUCCGUUCUGCUCUGCAGGGUUACAACGGCACAAUUUUUGCGUAUGGACAGACUUCCUCUGGAAAGACGUACACAAUGAUGGGUACACCAGAUAAUCUGGGAAUAAUCCCUCAAGCCAUUAAAGAGGUUUUUAAAAUCAUUCAUGAGAUUCCAAGCAGAGAGUUUUUAUUACGUGUUUCCUAUAUGGAAAUUUAUAAUGAAACCGUCACAGAUCUUCUUUGCGAUGACAGAAAAAAGAAACCUUUGGAAAUACGAGAAGAUAUCAAUCGUAAUGUGUACGUUGCUGACCUAACGGAGGAGCUUGUAAUGGAACAUGAGCACGUUUUACAAUGGAUCAAAAAGGGAGAAAAAAACAGACACUAUGGAGAGACAAAAAUGAAUGACCACAGCAGCCGCUCUCAUGCCAUAUUUAGAAUGAUUCUUGAAAGCCGUGAGAGAAAUGACCCAGGAAACCAGGAGAACUGUGAGGGAGCAGUAAUGGUGUCUCAUUUGAAUCUUGUUGACUUGGCUGGAAGUGAAAGGGCAAGCCAGACUGGUGCAGAAGGCGUACGGUUUAAAGAAGGAUGCAAUAUCAACCGCAGUCUGUUUAUUCUUGGACAAGUUAUUAAAAAGCUGAGUGAUGGUCAAGUUGGUGGAUUCAUAAAUUACCGCGAUAGCAAGCUCACACGAAUUCUUCAGAAUUCAUUGGGUGGAAAUACAAAGACUGUAAUCAUUUGUACUAUUACACCAGUUUCACUUGACGAGACCCUGAGCACUCUGCAGUUUGCAAGUACAGCCAAACAUGUAAGAAAUACUCCACAUGUUAAUGAGGUGCUGGAUGACCAAGCUUUGCUUAAGAGGUAUAGGAAGGAAAUCCUCGAUUUGAAGAAACAGCUGGAAGAACUGGAGGCCUCUUCUGAGAUAAAAACCCAUGCAGUGGCUAAAGAAGAAGAACAUUCCCAUUUGCUGGCAGAAAUAAAGCAACUGCGAAAAGAAAGGGAAGAACGAAUAUGGAAUUUGACAAACAUAGUUGUUGCAUCUUCCCAACCCUCCCACGAAGACCAAAGGGUUAAUCGAAAAAGAAGGGUGACAUGGGCACCUGGAAAGCUCCAAAAUAGCUUGCAUGCUUCUGUAAUUUCACCCUUUGAAAUUGGCUCUACAUUAACUUCUAACCUUGCCAAGCGACCAAAGGUUACCGACUUUUCAACAAUACAGGAGAUAGAUGAUUCUGUUUGUACAGAAUUUUCUGAUUUCGAUGAUGUAAGCCGUGUACUUGAUGACUUCAGUCAAGAUGCAGACUGGAAUUUCGGAAGCAAAGUCACUCGCAGGGAAAAGACGACAACAGCUCUGUCUCUUUCUAUGAUCGAUUUUUCAUCAGACAGCUCAAGUGCCCUGAAAAAAGACUCUUCCCUUCAAAAAUGUAAAGAGCUGGAGCUGAAAGUUGCUGAGUUACAAAACCAGCUGACAAAGCUGAGUAACGAAUAUGAGGUGGAAUCCAGGAAAAGGCAAUCUCUUGAAAAAGAGACUUCAGAGUUACAACAGCAGCAACUUCAAUCCAAAGAGCGUGAUGAGCUUGUGCAGACCCUAGAGCUGGAAAUAACCAGCUUGAAAGACCAGCUCAGGAAUGGACAUCAAUGCAGCACACCAACUCCUCUGCCUGGAGACAACGUGGACAUGUGUGAAGGGCUGACAGCACUAAAAACUGACGAGGAACAAGGACCGCAGUUGGAAGGAGCCUGCCAGGAACCUGCUCAGGAACAACUUUCAAGCCACAUUCAUGAUCUUUGCCGAGAGCAAAUACAAAUGCUUGAGCUAAAGAUAGCAGAUCUGGAAGAAAAUUCUAAUCCUCAAAAUAAUGAGCAAACUUACCUUAUGGAAAGCGUUCAAAUAUGUGAAGCUCUAUUGGCGGAGAAACAAAGUGCUUCUGACGAAUUUGCAAUUAUGCAGAGUAACUUAGAUCAUCUAGUAGCUGAGAAUGAAACCCUGAAAACAGAAAUUGCUGACUUGAAAAAAUGUCUUCAGGAGAAACAUGAAACCAAUGAAUUUGAAAGUCUGGAGAAAGAAAUUCAAAAAGAGCAUGAGGCACAACUAACCCAUGAAAUUUCCAGUUUAAAGAAGUUAAUUGAGAAUGCUGAAGUGUACAAUCAAGAACUUGAGAAUGACCUGGAGAACAAAUCCAUACUACUUAAAGAGCAAGAAAAACAAAUGGCAGAACUGAAGAAAGAGUCUGAAAUAUUACAGAAGAAAGUCAGCUAUUCAGAUCUUUGCUCAUCCUUGGGGGACGGAGAAAAGCUGUGUGAAGAAGUGUUUCAAAUGAGACAGUCUCUUAGUGAUGCUGAAACAGUGACUCGAGACGCUCAGAAGGAAGCUGCCUUUCUAAGGAGCGAGAAUCUGGAGCUGAAGGAUAAGCUGGAUGAGCUCUCAAUUCGCUGUGAGAAAAGGGAGAAAGACGCCUCCGAUUGCGAGAAGCAGCUGGAGAUUGAGAAGUCUAAUUACAAAAGGAUGCAGGCCGACUUGCAGAAGGAACUGCAAUACACCUUUAAUGAGAUUAACCAGCUCAACGGCCUCCUGGUGGGGAAAGUACCCAAAGAUCUCCUGUCUCGUGUGGAGCUCGAUAAGCAGGUUGCAGACUAUUCCAAGCAGUUGGCCAGUCUUUUGGAGGAAAAGAAGGCUUUGGAGCAGGAAGUUGCAAGCUUGUUGGAGUACAAAGCUUUACCUAGCGAAGUUGAACACCUAAAAGACCAGCUCUCAGCCGCUCUGGAGGAGAAAGAUAAGCUGCUUCAGGCUAAACAGGAACUGGAGACUCGUGUUAAAGAAUUGGAAGAAUUGCUUAAAUCUUCUUGUAUAGAGAAUGAUGAUCUCCAAGGUGCAGUGAAUAAUCUGUCUUGUGAAGUUACCACUCUUAAGCAGCAAAUGGAAAAGCAGUCUGAGUUGUGCAAAGAAAACCAAGAAUUGGAGGAGAAAUAUAGAGCAUUGUUCUCUGAAAAGGAGCACCUUCAGGAGCAGUUGCGCGUCUCUUCCUUGAAUGUAAUGCAGCCAGAGAAUGCUGAAGCUUCUAGUAAACUGGAAGAGCUCCAAGAAGCUCUAAAACUGACUGUCCAGCUUCGAGAUGAGCUUCUUGUUAAGGUGGAAGACCUUGAAGCAGAAAAGAACAGCUUAAGACUGGAUUUAAAUGAAAACAUUGAACUGUCCAUUGAAACUCAGGAUGAACUAAGGAUAACACUGGAGGAACUUAAACAGCAGAAGCAACUAGUUACUGACCUACAAAAACAACUUGCUGACACUGCUGGAGAUGUCUCGUCCCAAGCAGAAGGCCAAGGAAACGUUCUAGAGGAGAAGCUAUCCACAAUAACUGAAAAACUACAAGAAAAUGAAGCAAAGUAUGAAACUCUUACUAAUGAGAAAAUAGCACUUGAAAGAGUCCAUCAAAGCCUGAUUUCGGAGAUGAAGAUUCUGCAGGAACGUAUGCAAUCUGCAGAGAUGUCUUUGUCUAAGUUGGAGGAAGAAAAUAAUGAGCUCAAGCAAAAACUUGAAGAGCAGCUGAAAUCUGGGGAUGUGGAUGAGCUAAUGAACAGCAGUAGAAAUCUCCAAGAAAGCAGAGUUCUGGAGAAGGCUCUAAAUAGACAAUUGCAACAGGAAGAUGAUGAAAAAGGUCUCCAGCUACAAGAACAGAUGCUGGCCUUGCUUCAAGACAAAGAUGUGUUACAUGAAACUCUGAAAAACAUAACCGCUGAAAGAGACCAACUGAAGCUGGACUUACAGGAGAACAUAGAAAUGUCCAUAGACACACAGGAAGAGUUAAGAUGUGCCCUGGAUGAAGUAAAGGUUAAAACGGAGUUACUGGAAUCUCUCAGCACUCAAGUGAAUGAAAUUAAGGUGGGCGAAAAUGAAGACUUGAAUAGCUUGUGUCAACACUUGAAACAAGACAGCGAGAAAUAUUUAGCCCAACUUGAUGUGGAAAAGUCCAGCAGAACUGAGCUCCAAUGUGAGGUUGAAGAAAAGCGCAAGAGGAUUGAGGAGCUUGAAACUAAACUGGAACAGAUUCUCAGAAACCUUGAAGAAACGGAGUCGAAAUAUAAUGAGAUGGCAGAAAAUCUUGAACUGGUCACAAAGGAAAAGGACCAUUUAAUAUCCUCCUUAAUGGUUACUAACGGCAAUCUCCUUAAUGAAAUGACAUCUUAUAAGCAGGACAAUCGGACAAAAGACCAGAGUUUGCAGGUCUCUGAUGAAAUAUCCACAAACGUUGAUCAGUUUGAUACUGCAGCCAGACAGGAAGAGAUUGAAAUGGAGAGGGAUGAGUUGACCGAAAUCCUCAGUCAAUUGCAGCAGCGAGUCCAAUUGCUUUCUCAAGAGAAAGUCGAACUUCAGCAGACCAUCGAUAAUCUUAAGAAAGAAAGAUGUGAACUGCUGACUGAUCUUCAGAGAUAUACAGAGAAUUACACAAGAUCACAGGAAGAGAUACAGAGAUGCCAAGAGGAGUUAAAACAACAAAUCAGCUUUGUUGGAAACUUCAAUUCUCAAGUUACUAACAGUACCUUUAUAGAUGAAAAGGGAACAGAAACUGACCUGAUGCCAUCCUUGGAAGUGGAGGUUCUUGGCUUACAAGAAAAGCUGCUGCAGAAGAACAAUGAAUAUCAACAACUUAUUCAGAACAUAGAAAAGCUUGGGCAGGACAAGAGCAUUUUGAGCACUCAGGUUGAAGGUCUUCUGAGGGAUAUGACAGAAAAACAGUCAACACUUCAGUCUUUACAAAAUGAAAAACUUGACGCUGAAAGGAAACUUCUUGAUCUUGGGCAGCAAAUGGAAGUAAUUGUUCAGGAGCGGGAUCAUCUGAAACAUGCACAACAAGUUUACUCCUCUAAAAUAGACCAAGAAAGUCAGACAAAAGAUAAUGACCAGGCUUCCCACUUUGAAAAGGAGCUUGAGCAAUCCAACCUCACCAUAAAUAAUGAUUUAGAACUCCUGAAAAUGAAUUUGAAGAACUUUGAAGAAGAACUGGAAAUGCUAAAAAGUGAAAAAUAUUAUAAUGAGCAAAAGAUAAAUAAUCUUCAGAACCAAGUGGAACUUGCCACUGAAGAACUGAAAAACAUGAAGGUGGCACGACAGUGUCUUGAAUCAGAGAUGGUCCAACUCAAAGAAGAGCUUGAGAAGAAUAUUGAAAAGUAUACAGAAACUCGAGAUGAGCUUAAAAGAACUCAAGAAGAACUUGAGCAGCAGAAGCAGAGGGUAGAAAAGCUGGCAAGUGACAAUUCUUUACUAGAAGACAAGUCCUCCUCACUACAGAGAGAAUUGGAAGAAAAGAAUCAUAUCCUGAACAAAGCUCUAGAAGGCAGACAGAUCACUGACCUGCCUAAAGAUCUGACUUCUGAAAUGGAACAUGUCAUGGAGGCCUUAAAGACCAAGGAGCUUGAAUUGAAACAAGCCCAGGAGGACAAAGAAGCAGCUUCUUGGAAGAUACUGGAACUCACCAACAGAGUGCAAAGUAUUACACAAGAAAGGGAUGACCUGCAGCACUCCAAGGAAAACCUACAAGAAGAGUGUAUUGAACCUGAAGAUGAGCUUAAAAGGACUCGAGAAGAACUUGAGCAGCAGAAGCAGAGGGUAGAAAAGCUGACAAAUAAGAUUUAUGUUCUAGAAGAAAAGUCCUCUUCACUAGAGAGAGAAUUGGAAGAAAAGAAUCAUAUCCUGAACAAAGCUCUAGAAGAUGGACAGAUUACUGACCUGCCUAAAGAUCUGACUUCUGAAAUGGAACAGGUUAUGGAGGCCUUAAAGACCAAGGAGCUUGAAUUGAAACAAGCCCAGGAGGAAAAAGAAGCAGCUUCUUGCAAGAUACUAGAACUUGCCAACAAAGUUAAAAACAUUGCACAAGAAAGGGAUGACCUGCAGGACUCCAAGGAAAACCUAGAAAAAGAGUGUACUGAAACUCGAGAUGAGCUUAAAAAGACUCAAGAAGAACUUGAGCAGCAGAAGCAGAGGGUAGAAAAGCUGGAAAGUGAUAUUUCGUUACUAGAAGAAAAGUCCUCCUCACUAGAGAGAGAAAUGGAAGAAAAGAAUGAUAUCCUGAACAAAGCUCUAGAAGACGGACAGGUUACUGACCUGCCUAAAGAUCUGGCAUCUGAAAUGGAACAGGUUAUGGAGGUCCUAAAGAACAAGGAGCUUGAAUUAAAACAAGCCCAGGAGGAAAAAGAAGCGGCUUCCCAGAAAAUACUAGAAAUCUCCAACAGAGUGCAAAGUAUUACACAAGAAAGGGAUGACCUGCAGCACUCCAAAGAAAAUCUAGAAGAAGAGUGUACUGAAACGCAAGAUGAGCUUAAAAGAACUCAAGAAGAACUUGAGCAGCAGAAGCAGAUGGUAGAAAAGUUGGCAAAUGAUAUUUCUUUGCUAGAAGAAAAGUCCUCUUCACUGGAGAGAGAACUAGAAGAAAAGAAUCAUACCCUGAAUAAAGCUCUAGAAGACAGACAGAUUACUGACCAGUCUAAACAAGAUCUGGCGUCUGAAGUGGAACAGGUUAUGGAAGUCUUAAAGAACAAGGAGCUUGAAUUGAAACAAGCUCAGGAGGAAAAAGAAGCAGCUUCUCAGAAAAUGCUAGAACUCUCCAGCAAAGUGCAAAGUAUUACACAAAAUAGGGAUGACCUUCAGCACUCCACAGAAAACCUAGAAGAGAAGUAUACUGAAACUCGAGAUGAGCUUAAAAAGACUCAAGAAGAACUUGAGCAGCAGAAGCAGAGGGUAGAAAAGCUGGAAAGUGAUAUUUCUUUACUAGAAGACAAGUCGUCUUCACUAGAGAGAGAGUUGGAAGAAAAGGUUCAUAUACUGAACAAAUCUCUAGAAGACAGACAAGUUUUUGACCAGUCUAAACAAGAUCUGACUUCUGAAUUGGAGCAGGUUUCUGAGGCCUUAAAGAACAAGGAGCUGGACUUGAAACAAGCUGAGAAUGAAAAAGAAGCAGCGUCUCAGAAAAUAUUAGAACUCUCCAACAAAAUACAAAGUAUUACACAAGAAAGGGAUGACCUGCAGCAUUCCAAAGAAAACCUAGAAAAAGAGGCAAGGACAUUAAGAGAUGACAUACAGCAACUACAACAGGAGUAUGCCAUCUUAGCUAAUGGACAGAGUCUGAAGAGUAGCCAAUUGGAUGAGCUGGAAACUGGGAUCCAACAGCUGCAAGAGAAGCUGCACCUCAAUGAGGCUUCCACCAAACAGCUGGAGGAUGAUAAAGUUGCACUAGAGAAGCAGUCACAGCAGUAUGAGCUGGAGGUGGCAUCUCUUCGCCAAGAACAGGAGCAGUUCCAGCAGCUGCUUCAAAGGGCACGUAGUGAAAAAGAGAACAUAUAUGCCAGUUUGCAAGAUCAAGAAAAAGCGCUACAAGAAGAGCUGAGGUCUUUGCAAACAGAACUUGAGGCUGUGAAGAUGGAGCGCGAUGAGAACAAGGCGCAUCUAGUUGAGAAAGUUAAUGAAGCUAAUGAAAUGCUACAGAAAAUUUCUUCUCUGGAAGAGCAAAAGCAGCAGGAGUUAACAGAUGAAAAGAUGAAGUACUUUAAACUGUGUGAAAAGGUAGAUCUCCAGGAGAAAGAAAUUACAGUUUUGCGUUUAGUACAGAGCGAACCUACACAAGAAGAUGAACUAGCGGAACGUACUGAAGUUGCGGAAAGAAAGACUCAAGAAUGGCAGGAUCUUAUGGUGAACAUUUCUACUGUAUACUCAAAUCAUCACAGUCUGCUGACCAACCUCUCCAGUGAUCUUCAAAGUGAAACUGAAGCUCAAAAACAGUCAAUGGGUGUUAUAAAAGAAUCUCUCUCGUCAACGCUCUCGAAGGCCUUUGGAAAUCUGGAAACUGAACACACCAAGCUAAAUUCUCAAAUGCAAACUCUUCUCAACAGGUUUAAGAUCGUAUACAGGAACGCAGUAGUCAAACAGGAACAUUCCAGUGUUGUCCAGAACUAUGAGACCGAACUGCGUGCAGUGCAAAAGAAGAAUGACGAGCUGCUUCUUCGAUGUCAGUCUCUUGAACAGCGUGGUACAAAAUGGUGUAAAUGUGCAGCAGAGGACCUUAAGUUUUGUGAACUUGAAUUCCUGAGCCAGCUGAUCACUAAUAAAAUUGAGGUGAUGAAGCAAAUUGAAGAUUGCUUUUCCGAGGUUCAGGUUACUAUAAAGAGUAUAGAAACGGACCUUCAAGAAGAAAUGAAAUGCAAACAAGAAUUCACGGUGUGGCUAGAAGAUUUUAAAGGCUUACACUUGGACACGGAAAAGCUCCGUGAUGGAGUGCUUCAGGAGAACAGACGGCUUGCUGGAGCAAUUCAAUAUUUAACAAAGAAACUGAAGGCAAUUGCUCAGUCUAAAACAAAGCAGGGCACUAUGAUGUAUCUCAACAGUUUGGAAACAGACUUGCACGAGAAGAAGGGAAAACACAAGGAACUGCUGCAAAGGAUGCAACAAAUUGCACCAUGUGGCGAUUCUAGCAUCUUAGAAGAAGAAAAUUCCCAAAUGCGUGAAACUCUGAAAAAUGUCCAAGGGGAGUUAAAGAAAAUGCAGUGCCGAAUUCGGGGUCUAGAAAAUGAAUUGAGCUCAGCCAAAGCAGAGAUCAACCAAAAGGAGCAAAAUGCAUUGCUGCUGAAAGAAAAGCUGCGCUCCAGCACUGCCGAGGGUGAACUUUCUGAGAUGAAGGUUAAGAUGGAUGAAAAACAAAAACGUUUCGAGACAGCACUGAAGGAAAUACAGACACUCCAGGAAAAGGUAUCCAAAGGUGCAGCACCAUACAAAGAAGAAAUUGACUGCCUCAAAAAUCAAGUUGUCAGGGUUGAGAUGGAGAGAAUGAAGUUGUCAAAAGCUUCCGACCAGCAGAUUGCAUCCUUGAAAUCUAGUAUAGAAGACAAAGAGGCGAGCUUACGGAAAUUAAGAGAACAGCUCAGGCGAACACAAAAAGACAUCGAUACUUCAGUGUGUUCAGAAAAUACCAGCAGUUCCUCUCAAUACCCUCUGACAUGCGGGGGUGGAAGCGGCAUUGUGCAAAGCACGGCUAUGCUCAUACUUCAGUCAGAAAAUGCUGCAUUAAAACGAGAGAUUACACAGUACAAGAAGAAAUUGCAUCAGCUCUCAAGGAACAUUUCAUCUCGUGAAGAUGAACUUAAAAAGCUGAAGGCCGGAUCUUCUGAAACAUCUACUACCCUCUUUAGUUCAUUGCAUCAAGAUGACAUGUUUCAUAGUAGUACUGAUCCUUACAGAGGAAGAUCAGUUUCCCCAAGAAAGUCAGAAAUGCCAACUUCCCAUACAGCGUCACCUGGCAAAACUGGCAUUCCUAGACCAGUUUCCCCAAGAAAGUCAGAAAUGCCAACUUCCUACACAGCGUCACCUGGCAAAACUGGCCUACAUAGAAAGCGUGUAUUGUCUCCAAGUAAGACUGAGGUGCAGAGACCUCAACCAAUGUCCCCGAAUAAAAUGGACCGACACAGUGUUCCUGCCAUGUCUCCAGGAAAUACUGGCCUUUAUAGAAAGCGUGCCGUCUCUCCAUUCAAGACAGAAGGACCCUUGUUCAGCACUUUGACAUCACCCUGCAAAAAGCAAAACUUGCCAGAACAAACAGCAGACUCUCCUAAAGAUAAAUUUUUUGAUGCAAAGUCAAGAUCUUUACCUUAUGGCCCAAGCAAGUUUUUUGAUAACUCCUCCCUUGCCAUUGGCACUUUAGCAGAUAUGGAUUUAUACGCUGGGACUUCUGCUGAAACAAAUGACAUCAAUAACUGGUGGGAUCGCGCAGGAAAAACUGAAACUCCAAAUGAUUGUAAAACGUCUUGAGCUGGAUCAAGAUAGAAAUGAAUCUAAAACCUAACUUGGGAACCAGUAACCAUGUUCUCCUCAGGGUUCUCACACUGGGGCAUGCCUCCAGGAACCUGACACUUGUGCUGCCCCCCUGAACUUAUGUUGCAUAGACUAAGGCCUAGUUCACACGAACGUAUGGCUUUUUCAGUGUUUUGCGGUCCGUUUUUUUGUUUCUGUUCCGUUUUUCCAUAUGCCAUGCACAGUAUACAGUAAUUACAUAGAAAAAAUU